This is a messenger RNA of Histoplasma capsulatum G186AR, 3627 nucleotides long. RefSeq names its product DNA helicase. Gene Ontology annotation, molecular function: helicase activity. Lineage: Eukaryota; Fungi; Ascomycota; Eurotiomycetes; Onygenales; Ajellomycetaceae. The transcript is spliced from 4 exons. The coding region runs from base 1 to 3627 and encodes 1208 amino acids. The record is from RefSeq and is a predicted model, not a curated record.
AUGGACGAGCCGGCUGGCGACAGUGACACCCCUCCAGCAGCAAUGGAUAUGGCUGCUGAUACUCUGGAGAGUGAGACAAGCAAUUGGAAUGAGCAUCCCAAGCCCAACCAGUUUCUCUUAGAAACUGAGGGUGGCUACAAUGAUGAAAACAUGGAAGAAGACCAUGAAGAAAUGCCGACAGGUAACAUAGCAGACGUUGGUGACUGUCUCCCUGAGGAUGGGUGCGAAUACGAGAUAGGGAAGCGACUCCUCUUCACAGCUGUAUUGGCGAGUGGAAAACAGGUCACUCAAGCCUCAAUCCGCGAAAAUAAUCCCACAACUAAGGACAAAGCUCCCGAUCAUUCUUCUGACGACCCUUCCGAAGACCAAGAAGAUACUCAAGCUCCAACUGCACAACUCGACGAGUCUCAAGACUAUCACGACAUUGCAGGCGAAUUGGCUCGCGGUGAACUUACCUAUGAACGAAUGUCUGCUCAAGGUCCUCCUAGAGUCGAUCUCUCGCUACGGAUUUUUAUGCUCCAAGGGCACCAAUCAUACAUCGAGGUCAUCUUCCGCAUCAUCUACGAGACAGACGGUGUGUCCUCAGACCACUUGAGCGAAGACAAAGCUGGUUUUCGUUUGACAUCUCAGCACCUUGACCUUGAUCGGCCUUUUGAGGUUAGAGAAGUUGUUACCAGCGAAAAAAUGGCUGAUUUUAAAGAGAACGAACUUGACACCGCAGGAAAGGUCCUUGUUGAUGCCGUUCCACAAAGCGUUUCAGACAACUUUCCAAGGUUUAUGCACCAUGUGAACACACGGCAGAUGUUUCAAGUAACGAUCAACCGUGCCAAAGAGUUGGGUGGUCUCUACGCAUGGAACCUGUACAAAGAUGACCGCAUUAUAAAGCAUGGAAGUCAGGAAAAAAAGGUUCGCAGGCUUGCCUCCCAACUGGCUUCAUCUGAAACCCUCGUGUUCUAUGUCCGUGGGAGCGAGAUAAUGAUCAGUCUUGAGCGUCUUGGAAAAUUGCUUGUUGACCAAGCGGAAUCACCUCCCUGGCAAGCAUACAUGCCCAAAAACCGCAAAGCAGGAACGCCUAUUUUUAUUCAGGCAGGCAAGAACCAGACAAUGCCAAGAAGAGAAAGGCCAAAGAUCACACCCGGCGCCAACCUGAGCUAUGCGUCGUGGGAAGAAUACACGAUUGCUUUUGGAAUGGCCGCUCAGCAGGAACACGAGAACGAGGUUGUUCGUGACAGUUGCCGUCAACUCAGGGGUUGUGAGUUGCGAUUUGUGGCUAUUCCCUAUGCUGGCAAUCGUCGAUACUUCGCUCUGAUGGACACCAGAGAACAGAUCGGUAUGGAGUUGAACGAGGAUGAUCAGGUUAAAAUAAAUAUGCGUGCCGAUAUUGAUGAAUACAUCCCCAUCGAUCCAAACGCGGGUUGGAGUGGGCGUGUCGUGGAACAGCCUCCCUUCGUUCACCCGAAGUUCCUAGUUUUUCUGGUGACGCGACCUUGGGAUAAACAAAAUGCAAGAUGGCUUGAUGAAGAUCUGCAAAUACCUGCAAUUGACUUAUCUCAACAGAGGAGUGACAAAAUCCAUGAAAUACUUGAGAGCGCCAGACAAAAAUACGUCACUAUCUCCUUGGUCUCAUCCCAGAAAACAUAUCGACAGGAAAUUGUCAGCCUAGAUGAAAUAAGACAAGGAAACUGCUCUCAACAUGUAAAACAAAUCCUCUUGGCAAAUGACUUUCAAAGUCUUCCGCAAGUCAAUUUGUUUAAGGAUCUUGAGCAUUUCCCACAUGACAAAAUCUUGUCAAUGAUGGAGAAGGCUUUCGAGUUUGACAAACAGCAGAUGUUGUUUGUGCGACAGUGUUUUGGUCUCCCGGGUGGUUGGGGAAUGCUCUUCGGGCCACCAGGGACAGGAAAGACGUUUGAACUUAUCCACCUCAUAACACCUAUCCUCGCCAACCAGCGCAUGAUUUCUCAGGACACCGACGAAACCCCAAAUCGACAAAUCUUAAUCGUAACAAGUGCAAAUGAACCAGCAACUGACAUUGCACUUAAACUUUGGGAGCACAAUAAGGACAAAAUUGGUCAUUUACAACGCCUUCCAAUGGUGGUCAGAGCGCACUCUCGCGAGACAGAAGAAGCUGUUGCUCGACUUUGGCAACAGCCAAAAGACAAGCCCAGAAGCCCAAGUUCCAGACCCCCAAUCAUUUCCCAGAAUAUUCUUGAUGGUCAGAGUGCUGAAGACAUUGACAUGCUGGAUCUCAUCAGCAUGUCGAAGGUGUUACUUGAUACCCACUCAAGAGCAACCAAAACUAGGUUUGAAGGAAUUAAGGACCCACGCUUUCGUGCCAAGGAUAUCAGUGUUGGUGCAUGGAUGCUGCGUCGGUUGGGUCUUAUUUCGGACGAACCUAAAGAAUUCCAAGGUUUUAGUCACCCUGAAAAGUACACUGACAUUCUGAAUGGCUUCUCACUCAUCGCGAAUGGAGAAAGUCAUGCGACCAAAGAGGAUCGUGAAGCUUUCACGAAGGGGAUCCGUGAGCUACAAUACGACAUCAUUCGGCACGCAGAUGUCGUCGUUACCACCCUCUCAAAUGCCGGAACGGAAUGGAUCAAAUUGAACGCCAAUUUCGACGCCAUCUUCCUCGAUGAAGCAGGCCAAGCCCCGGAACCUCAGGUAUGGAACGCGCUGGCAGUACACAAGCCACGAGUGUUCAUCCAAUUCGGCGAUCCCCGACAACUGCCGCCGUUUUGCAAAUCGUCUACUGUCCGGGAGAACAAUUUCUAUCUGGUGCUCCAUACCUCACUCUUCGCCCGUCUAGAGCGUGCCGGAUUCCUUCACGUUAUGCUUGAGAGGCAGCACCGCAUGCAUGAGACAAUUUGCAAACUUGUGUCCGACCUAUCUUACCACGGACGGAUGAUCACGGUAGAUAGCGAAUCGAACUAUCUAACUUCCAGACGUGUUUCGCGUUUUAACCGCAAAUACGGAAAGGAGCGCACUGCCAUCUACCUCGAUGUUGCUGGCAGUAAAGAGGAAUUGAAUUCCACCAAGUCUAAAGCCAAUCUUGACCACCGGAAGAUUGUGUUGGAAUUGGCAGCAAGUCUCCUACGGGAAAAUGUCGUCCUCGGUUCACAGAUCGCAAUAAUUACACCGUAUUCGUAUCAAAGGAAUAUGUAUCGUUGUGAUGUUUCGUCAAUGGCACGCGCGCAUCCACAAAUUGGUCAGAAGCUUCUUGAUAUCGUUAUCACAACCAUCGAUGGCUUCCAAGGCCGAGAGCGCGAAGUCUGUAUCGUGGACCUAACAUGUACAGAACGAAUUGGGUUUUUGCAUGCGGCCCAACGCAUAAACGUUGCGCUCUCCAGGGCAAAAUGCGGGUUGUAUGUUGUUGGUAAUGUGCGGGCUAUGUCAGAAGACCGUAAGUACCAGGGAUACCGUCGACCAAGCUUGUUAAACAAACUGGCGACACAGCUCGGCAAUGACCUGGCAAUUGUCCAAGUGAAUCCGAAGGGCGGAUCUCGACAAAAACGCGGGCGACACCCUCGACGCGAACCAAACCCAAAUCAAGGAGCGAGCACUGUUGAGGUUGGGAAAUUCGUAGAUGGUAAUUUGGAGGAAGACUUUGACAUGGAGAUACAAAAAUGGUAG